Messenger RNA from Macadamia integrifolia, 1117 nucleotides. RefSeq names its product thioredoxin-related transmembrane protein 2. NCBI's taxonomy places the organism in Eukaryota, Viridiplantae, Streptophyta, Magnoliopsida, Proteales, Proteaceae. Bases 60 to 833 code for a protein of 257 amino acids. The record is from RefSeq and is a predicted model, not a curated record. The transcript is spliced from 10 exons.
CUAUUUGCUAAGCGGAGUGUUUAGACUUUAGACAUUAGAGCCGUUUGAGCCUGGAGGUCAUGGAGAAGAAGCCGCUUCCAUGGCUGAACAUGAUCGUCUCAGAGCCAUUCUACCUUUCUCACUUUCUCCUGUUCUUCUCCUAUUUUGUUGUUCGCAGCUCCGCGUCUCAAGUCCUUUCGACUGAAACUCUCUCUCGUCUCCUUCGUUGGGAAAUUCAAGCAACAUUGGCGAUUUCAGUUUAUACUCUCGUUAAGAUGGUCAAAGAGGAGAGUUGGGAAGCUUUCUUUGCUGAUACUCUGUUUUAUGCAAAGGGUUUACUUCUCGGAGUUGCUUUGAUCAUGGACUACCGCUUAGCUUUCUGUUACUUCGUGGGAUUCUUAGUCCUGUUUGUUUCAAGUCAGCAACCAGCUUAUGAUGGAUUAGGUAAUUCAGUCCAGUUGACACCAUUACAGUUGGAAACUUUGUUGACCGAAGGAAGCAGAUCAAGAUUCUGGCUGGUUGAAUUUCGAGCUUUGUGUACUCCUACUUGCAUACGUUCAAGUCGGUUGCUUCCCGAACUCUCUAUUACAUACUCAAACAAGAAUUUCUGUUUUGGUAUAGUGGAUCUUGGGCUCUUCCCAAAUGCAGCAGAAAAAUUUGGAAUAUCUUUGGGAGUGGGCAUGGGCAUGGGCCAACUUCCGACAUAUAUAUUAUUUGACAAUGCAGUUGAGGUUGCACGCUUUCCAGACGUGGACUUUGAAGCAAAAGCUUCUCGUACACCCAUUACUAAGAGAUUUCUCUCUCGACAUUUCGAGCUUGAUCGGCACCUUGUCGAGUAUUUACAUGGUAAAUAAGUUCUACUAACUGUAUAUUUCCAAGUUUUUGCAUCUUUAAAUUGUUUUCUACAUUAAUGGGGGGUUUCUUCCUCUUUAGGCUAAAAGAUAUUAGGGGAUUGAAGUGAUGCAGUUAUUUAUGCGUGUACACUAACAAUGGUGAGAAACUAGGUCAGUCACUCUAUAAAUCCUGUCACCAGGUAAAAAGGGAACCCCGAGAGAAUUUUUUUUUUUGGGGGGGGGUGUUUGGAGGUGAGCCUCGGACAAUUGAAAAUUGAUGAAGGGAAUAGCAAUUUAUAUCUAUG